This is a messenger RNA of Aspergillus luchuensis, 681 nucleotides long. RefSeq lists its product as uncharacterized. Lineage: Eukaryota; Fungi; Ascomycota; Eurotiomycetes; Eurotiales; Aspergillaceae. The coding region runs from base 1 to 681 and encodes 226 amino acids. The record is from RefSeq and is a predicted model, not a curated record. The transcript has 2 exons.
AUGCAAUACGACAAGAACACAUGGGCCCCGGAUGAACCAAUAGAUGAACCGAAGGAUCCUAUGUCCGGUAUGGAUGUGCAAUGGGGUUUUCUGUACCCACCUGAUGGAUCCCAGACCACAGAAACGAGAGUACCCAUUCUUGACGAGCUCAGAGAUCGACUCAACGAAAAAUACAAUCGAGAGUUUGAGAGGCUUUAUGAUAGCUGGGAGGUAAUACUGGAUGACGGAAGGACUAGAGCAACCGUAGAAUUUAACCUUGCAAGCAUCGUGCCUUUUAUCUCCGAUGCUGGAAUGGACGUCAACACUCUGAAUGUGAAUUUCAAGUCCCAGUUGGGGAUCGAUAUCACUCUUCCGAUUCUUUUCCAGUCAUUCUAUAUCGACUAUGAUGUGGACCUACGCACUGUCAAGGGCGCCAUCUUCGACUACAACCCUCUGAUGCGUGACACAAAAGGAGAUAGGCAUUACAUCUGUGGGACUUCCGACAUUGAUGAUUCCGAGAUCUAUGAUAUGCGAUUGAAGACAUCUAGAGCGUUUGCAGAUUGUGCGAACUUGACUGCGCCGACAUCGUUCACGUCGGCCUUACACCCAGCAGAAGUGACCGAACAGUUGCAUCUGCUGCAAGAGCCUACUGUCGACGAACUUCUCAACCCGUAUGGCUAUGAUGAGGUUGCAGUAAGUUAA